AUGGACUCCUUCAUCAACGCUGGCAAGGACUUUCUUGCCAAGAACAGCCAAAACAGCAACAAUAACAACAGCAACAGCAACAACAGCGGCGGCAACAGCGGCAGCAACAACCAGAGCAGCGGCAGUGGUGGCAACGACCUCUUCAGCAGCGUCCUCAGCUCCCUCACACACAAGGAGGAUGACCUGAAGCAGGGCGACGUCGAUGAGAAGGACGCCGCCGACAAGCACGACCAGGUCUACAACAAGGGCGACAACAACACCAGCGUCAACGCCAUGGGCACCGCCGCCGCCAUGCAGGCCCUCAAGAAGUUCACCUCGGGCGGCCAAGAGGAAAAGGGCGGCAAAAACGACUUUAUCAGUCUUGCCAUGGGCGAAGCCAGCAAGCUCUUCGACUCCAAGGCGGCCGACGGCAGCGUUGCCAGCGGCGCCGACAAGCAGUCCGUCAUCCAAAAGGCGGCCGAGGUGGCCAUGAAGCUCUACUUCAAGUCGCAGGUGGAGAAGCAGGGCGGCGGUCUUGGCGGCCUCGCCAGCAUGGCCUCGCAGUUUAUCAAAUAA
This is a messenger RNA of Beauveria bassiana ARSEF 2860, 555 nucleotides long. RefSeq lists its product as uncharacterized. The transcript has 4 exons. Lineage: Eukaryota; Fungi; Ascomycota; Sordariomycetes; Hypocreales; Cordycipitaceae. The record is from RefSeq and is a predicted model, not a curated record. Bases 1 to 555 code for a protein of 184 amino acids.